AUGUUAGUAGAGAAAGCUGGUAAAUUUGAUUUAAAAUCUUUCAACAUGCGUAAUUGGCCAAUAAUGCCAAGUAGAAUACAUAAAUAUGACUUUUCUGAUUCUGCAGUUAUUAAAGAUACAUUUAUUCAAUUGAUUAAUGAACAUCUAAAAUAUUCAACGACAAUGGAAGCAUCUACUACACCAAGUAUUAAUAUUACUGGAUCGAAUAAUGAUACUCAUCAUAGUAAAGAGGAUGACGACAAACAAAAUUUUUAUUCAAUACCACCAUCAUUUGAAAAUCAUCCAUUAGAAUAUUGGUUUGGUACUUCUAUAUAUACAAAUAUUUAUCCACGUAUGUCAUCAGAUCGUGUUUUAUCAGCAUGUGAUUUCAAACAGUGA
Rotaria sordida is the source of this 378-nucleotide messenger RNA. Lineage: Eukaryota; Metazoa; Rotifera; Eurotatoria; Philodinida; Philodinidae. The record is from the annotation of a GenBank genome assembly.